Aspergillus nidulans FGSC A4 is the source of this 1149-nucleotide messenger RNA. RefSeq lists its product as uncharacterized. NCBI's taxonomy places the organism in Eukaryota, Fungi, Ascomycota, Eurotiomycetes, Eurotiales, Aspergillaceae. Gene Ontology annotation, molecular function: arylformamidase activity. The transcript is spliced from 6 exons. The coding region runs from base 1 to 1149 and encodes 382 amino acids. The record is from RefSeq and is a predicted model, not a curated record. Gene Ontology annotation, biological process: L-tryptophan catabolic process.
AUGAGCCCAACCGAACGCCUCUCAAAGGUCGUCGACGCCGUCACAGGUCGCGGAGCAGUCCAGGAACCCAAUAAUCUUCCCUGGGACCCCAAUUCUUCGCGGUUCCCCUCCCGCAGAGAACUGCCGAAGAUUCCUGGAGCCCCAGACGAUGCGGCCUGGGUAUGGGGGAAGGAUGACCAGAUUGGCCGAUUGAAUCUCCUCACACCGGCCAGGGUUAAGGCCGCAGCCGCAGAAAUCAAGACUGGGGAGAUGGUUCGGUUGGACCUCCCUCUCGACGUGCCCAAGACCCCUUCGUUCGGCCGUGAGGUCUUCCAGCACAAGAUCAAGCCGCUAGGCAGCGGUGUCGGGUAUGAUGAUUUGUAUACUAUGAACACGCAGAGCGGAACACAAUGGGAUGGGUUUCGGCACAUAGAUGCUAAGUAUAGUCCUAAGUUCGCCCACCUGGGCUCGAAAUGCUUCUACAACGGGGUUCGUGAUAAGACUGACAAUACAAAGGCAACAUCCGCCGACAUCGAAGGUCCUAAUCCCACAACCCGCUGCAGCAUCCACCACUGGUCAACGCACUGCAUCGCGUCGCGCGCAGUUCUACUAGACUACAAAUCCUACGCCGAAGCUCAUAACGUAAAUUACGAUCCCUACACCUCGCACGCCAUCUCCUAUGCGGACCUAGUCGCCUGCGGCAGAUACCAAAAUCUCGACAUCCGACCCGAGUCUGCCGGCGGAGACUUGAAACCCGGCGAUAUCCUACUCGUGCGCUCGGGCUUCGUCCAGCGAUACAAUGAACUCACACCUUCGCAACGAGAAAGCGCAGCUCAACGUACUGGCGCCGACAUUGCUUGGGCUGGACUGAAGCAGGAAGAGGAGAUUUUGGACUGGCUGCAUGAUAGCUACUUUGCGGCUGUGGCUGGGGAUAGUCCGACGUUCGAGUGUUGGCCUGUUAGCGCUACCGAGGGGGGAAGGGGAUCUAUUGGGUUUAUGCAUCAAAAUAUUUUGGCGCUAUGGGGGAUGCCCUUGGGGGAAAUGUGGGAUCUCGAGAGGGUUGCGGAGGUCUGUAAGAAGGAGAGGAGGUGGACGUUCUUCUUGACCAGUGCGCCGGCGAAUGUUGUUGGUGGCGUGAGUUCGCAUCCUAAUGCCACAGCCAUCUUCUAG